Molecule: messenger RNA, 3078 nt
Organism: Elaeis guineensis (African oil palm)
Lineage: Eukaryota; Viridiplantae; Streptophyta; Magnoliopsida; Arecales; Arecaceae
Source: RefSeq, a predicted model, not a curated record
UCACUGACCAUUGUCCUUAAAAUUGCAGAGUUUGGAUCAAUAGGUACUAUGGGUAAUGAGAUGGGAAACUCAAAUGUAACUGGUCUGCAUGGUUCAGCGACAGAGCAAGACAAUACCGAAGCUAUGAAGGAAUCUUCAAACUCUUUGGUUAUGUCGAAUAAUGUAGAUGGCCUGAAAGGAGCAAUUGAUGAUCUUGCAGAUGGUAAGCAAGCUGCUGAGCAACAUGAUUCUGAGGAUGUAGCAACUUGCAAAACUCCGAAAGCUGUGAUCAUGUCAAAUAAUGUCAAUGAUUCUAAGAGCCAGGAUCCAUCAAACUUGUCGGUAGAAUUUAACAAGUUGCAUGAAAAGCACAUGGUAUCAACUUAUGAUGACUCAUCAGCAACAGAUGAUAAUCUGAUUCAGAAACAGAUGUCUGAAGGAAGAGAGGAGGAACAGAUCAAGUCAUCACUCAACACUUUGUCUAGAAAUGGAGAAACAUUAACAAACCUAUCAGUAGAUCUAAAGAACAAUAAACAGGAGGAACCCACCAGUAUGAGUUGUAAAGAAUCCUUCGCAGGAGACAUAAUGGAGCAGAGGGCUAGCAAUGAGGACAGUGCAGGAUCUGAUGGAAGGUGUGAUGAAUUAGAAAAUGAAAGGGGUGAAAGAAUGAAUGAAGGCAGUGUCACCAAAUCCGACCCAAUAUUAGAUAAUAAUAUAAAAGAAAUUCCAGCAGAUGAGAGUGGAUCUUGUGGAGAGGGAGCUUUGAUAAACAGUAAUGUAGUUGAACAAAAAUAUGAAGAAAAUAAAAAGCAACAACUUCCUGAAUUUGAUAUAGUAGCAAAUGAAUCCACACCAGUGCAACAGAAAAAUAGUUUGUCAAAUGAAUCAAUCAACAGUGUUUAUUUGGAUGCUGCUGAUUCUGAAAUUAAAAGUUUGAUCAUAGAAGAUGAUCCAGAAGGGGUUGAAAAAUCACCCGAGAUGAACCCACAGACGAAUGGCACGAGCCUAAAUCUCACUGACGAUGAUGAUUAUAAGGGGACAUUAGAAAAAGAAACAAUGAAGGAUGAUAUUGAAGGUGAGAGUAUUGCUUGCCAACUUAGAGCCAUAGAUCCCAAUCAAGAAGAAAAGCAGGAAAGCAGGGAUGGCGGAUCAGAAGAAUCAGUGAUUGAGCAGGCAGCUCAAAUUGAUGAGACAAAAAACAUUAAGAGCACACAAGAAAAGCAACAAGAUUACACAUCAAGUUUGAUGUCUGAGAAGCAAAAUAAAUAUACAGAAGGAGAGAUCAAGAUAGUGGAAACAGGAACUAUUGUUUCAGUUAUAGAUUAUUCAGUCACAGAUAACAAACAUGAACAAAUUACGGAACACAGCAAUGAAGGAUCAUACAAGGAAAACACAGAUAACAAACAUGAACAAAAUAUGGAACCCAGCAAUGAAGGAUCAUACAAGGAAAACAAGUUUGAGGACAACAAAAGCCAUGAGAAAGCACUUUCUGAAUUAUCCUCAUCUUUGCCAGAUCCUGUUGCAACUUUGAGUAUAGAUAUGGUGAACAAAUCAGAAGAUUUAAAUGAAACACAAAAAAGUGAAGAACAGAUAACCGUAGAAUGUGAAGAUUCAGAUAGUGAAACCAAUGCAUUAAAAGAUAAUGACAUCAAUGGGAAAAGAUUUUUCACAUUGUCCUCAAAUUUAUUGGAUCCUGUUGAUACAGCUAGUAAAGAAAUGAUGAAGGAAACAGAAACAAGAAAAACGGCAGGAGAAAGUGAACUUCUCAUUGAUGAUCAAAUCAAAGAUGAUACAGCUAGUAAAGAAAUGACGAAGGAAACAGAAACAAGAAAAACUGCAGGAGAAAGUGAACUUUUCACUGAUGAUCAAAUCAAAGAUGUGCCAGAUGCAACCAUGUCUGAGGAGGAACAAGCAUAUGAGAUAAAUUUAGAAACAGCACCACCUGCACCUCUAACAGAACCAUCUGAUGUGAAUAAUAACUUGAUCCCGCCACAUCUUGUUUCUCCAGACUGCUUUCAAGAAUUUGAAUGCAAACAAACUACAGAGGAAUCUGAAACAGAUAUUAAUAUUGACUCCUUGAACAAUGUUAAUGAAUGCCUUGACAUCUGUUCAGGGCUCCCAAAUCAAACUGAUAAAACUACUGUCACGGUAUUUGAGCUAGAAAAUAAGGAGCAAAUUCCAUAUGAGAUAAAUCCAUCUAUGAGCCAGAUGAGGACUCAAGCAAAUGAAGUUCCAAAAUUUGAAAACAGUGAACCAGCUGAGGAUUUUGCAAUGCACUCUUGGAAUGAAGAACAGGAAUGCACUUCCAUGAGCCAUGCUGCUGUCCUUGUUUCAGCUUCCGAUCUCAAAGAACUCGAAAGCCAUGGAAGAUUUGCCACUGAAUCAAAUCAAGAAAAGCACAAUGGAUGGACUGAUGAAACUAUGGAAGCUGGCUACUGUCUUGAAAAAUCAAUUGUAGAAAAUGAAAUUUCAGCAUCACAGUCACAGAAAGGAGGCAGUGAGGAAAUCCCACUACUUCUAGAAAGCAUGAAGUGUCUCACAGAUUUAUCUGAAUGUUAUGAAUAUGGAGCCCCGGGGAACUCAGAGAAUAACAUUGGUGAUCUAGGAGUCAAGACUGAAGUAUCCAAGCAAAAUUCUUUUCCAUAUCCUGAUAAGACUGCUACAGGUGUUGUUUUGGGGUUUGAAAGAAGUGUUGCUGAAACUGAUGAGAACAUUACAAGAUACCAAACCACUGCAAAUCAAGAAAUUAUCAGCAAGAUUGGUGCAGGAACUCAAGUUUCAAUACUUGAAGCAAGCAGUGAAGAAUCCGAUAAAAGCCCACUUCUAUUCCAUAAAAAGCCCAUGGAGUGCAAACCUCCAACAUUGGAAAGAAGUGACUCCGGGAAGUUGAAAACACCACUUCUCAGCCUCAUGAAAGAGGAAGCUUCUGAUGUGAAGUCGCUGGAGAAAAAAGUAGUAGUCCCAAAAAAGGAUGUAGAUGAAGCAUGGCAAUCUCCCGCCAAGAAAUUUGAGGCUACAUCUCCCAGAGGGAGAGCGAAGCACAAGUCUAGAUCAUCCCUUUUCAGCAACUGCAUGUGCUGCACAACAGCAAUAAAUUAA